AUGUGUCUGUAUUUUUCUGCAGGUGACGAACUCCGCCGCGGCCGGUCUUCGAGGAGAGACGAUCCCCGGCGGCACACGCUGUCCGGCGAUCAACAUCACAACUAUCAACCGGCCCUGACGAGGUCCAUGGACUUGGAGAUGGGAACGAAAAUGCAACGGAAAAAAUCUCCUGCGUCCAGAGGAGGAUAUCCACCGGCUACUGGGAUGCUGUUCGAUGACGAUCCAGGCAUAAUGUCCGAAGUGGAAACCAGUUCUACCGGGUUCCGAAGAGGUAACAAGCAAAGGAGCUCGUUGCCGGUCGUCAGAACCCCGUCGAAAACUUUAGAGCGACCAUUGGGUGACCCGAUGUUGAAUGACGAAAUGGCUUUCCAUAAUAUGAUGACUCACCCACGACAAAGUUUAGGUCUGGUAUUCUUGCAAUACCGUAGUGAAACGAAAAGAGCACUGUUACCGAACGAAAUCACCUCCAUAGACACGGUCAAGGCGCUGUUCGUCCGGUCUUUUCCAAAACAACUCACCAUGGAAUACAUGGACUCGGCCCUCGUCAAGAUCUACAUUCACGAUUCGUCGAAAGACAUGUUCUACGAGCUGGAAGAUCUCAGGUCACACCUCAACGACAUCCGUGAUCGGUCGGUGCUGCGACUUUUCGAGUCAGCCGAGGGCGGCCCGCUACUCCAGGGCCUCACGAUAGCCGCCCCCACGUGGGACCAAGAUCAAUCGUACUUUAGCGAGCCGGAAUUCGAUUCGGAAUACCAACAUCAACACAUACACAAGACCAAGGAUGAACCAAUUAACUCGGUGGCGUUUAGCGAUGAUUUUAGUCGCUUAUGUCAGACCGCCAUUUGCGUUUUAAUCGACUUCUUGUGGCACCUGGGACACUACCGACGGAUAAAUAGAAUAAAAUAUCAACUCCAAAAUAAUUAA
Molecule: messenger RNA, 924 nt
Organism: Macrosiphum euphorbiae (potato aphid)
Lineage: Eukaryota; Metazoa; Arthropoda; Insecta; Hemiptera; Aphididae
Source: the annotation of a GenBank genome assembly